ACCACUCCCCCUGCUACUGCGGUCAUCUCUGGCUCCAGCUGACCCACAAUGGCCACGUCUCCAGUCAAAGACUUCCUAGUUGGCUAUUUAAUGCCAGAAAAAUGCUAUGAGGAGAUUUUUGUCAACUUUCACGUGCACGUGCCCUGCCUAAAGUUUGUACUGAACAAAAUAGUUGGAUUAUGGAUCAUACUGGACACAUUCCUCGCACAGCUGCCUCAGCUGCUGAAGAUACUGUGGAGAGGAGAUGCAGAGGGCCUCAGUGUGACAUCUGGCCUUCUUCAGCUUUAUGCUUUCUCAUGUCCUGUUGUCUUUGCCAAAGCCAACAACUUCCCAUUUUUUGCAUGGGCUGAGAGGCUCGUCACAUUGGCUCAGACAUCAGCAAUCAUCUUCCUCAUCUUGUAUUAUCGUAGCGAGACCCUUAAAGGAUUGCUCCUCCUAUCAGGUUUUGGUGGUGGAAUGUUCCUCCUGGCCUCCUACGCAGCUGCUGCGGUCAUCUCAGUGAUGCACACUUCCAGUUGGGUAGCUUUAAUAGCAAGCAAGGCUGUCCAGGCAGCAACUAACUACCGCAAUAGUCACACAGGUCAGCUGUCCACGCUGUCAACGUUACUGACAUGGACAGGAUCUCUGGGUGUUGCCAUUGUUUCUGUACAGGAAACUGGAGGCUCUCUUACUAGUGUGCCACACAUACUGUCUGCAUGUCUCAGCUUUGUCCUGCUGGUCCAGGUCCUCAGCUACACAAGCAGCACUGCUGUUGCUGCAAAGAAGCAAGAUUAAUAGUGGAAGACAGGGAACAUUGUGUUUCUGUACAAGCACUAGGCUUGUCAAGUACAUCAUCAAAGUACUAACAUGUCUGAAUGCUGCUCCAUUAUAUUUUUAACUAAACCAUGUACUGUAUUUGUAAAUGAGAACUUUUUUCGUGCUGCUUUGCAACUUGUAUGUCUGCAGUUAGUUUACCACUAUUGUAAAGAAAUAAAAAUCUAGUGAU
Melanotaenia boesemani (Boeseman's rainbowfish) is the source of this 985-nucleotide messenger RNA. RefSeq names its product mannose-P-dolichol utilization defect 1 protein-like. NCBI's taxonomy places the organism in Eukaryota, Metazoa, Chordata, Actinopteri, Atheriniformes, Melanotaeniidae. Gene Ontology annotation, biological process: oligosaccharide biosynthetic process. The record is from RefSeq and is a predicted model, not a curated record. The coding region runs from base 49 to 774 and encodes 241 amino acids. The transcript is spliced from 7 exons.